CGAAUGUUUCUUCUUCGUUGUAAUCCCUAUCCAUCUAUUAACACUUACAGAGAAGAAGCCGAGCUCAGAAAGCAAAAAAUGCUGGAGAGGCUAGCCAUCUCCACCACCUGUUCUUGCUUUUCUUCUACUACAAAGCUAACCACCAAUGCUUUUCAUCUUCCCUUCAUCUCCUCCGAUUGCAGAGGAUCUUUUCUCUCCUUUUCUUCCCGACAAACCAAGAAGCAAACUUCUUGGAUUACCUUCUGCAACAGCUAUGAAGUUGGUGGAGGCUUUCCAGAUGAGGGUUUUAGAAUAAAGACCAGUGCAAAAGUAAAAGAGGAUGAGAAAUGGGACCCCUCGCACUACGAGGCGCUUCUUAAAGGGGGCGAACAGGUUACCUCUGUACUUGAGGAAAUGGUGAAACUGUUGGAGGAUAUGAGCAUGGAUGAAGCAUCGGAGGAGGCUGCAGUGGAGUUAGUUUCACAAGGGGUAAUUGGAAAGAGAGUUGAAGAGAUGGAGUCUGGGUUUAUGAUGGCCCUUGAUUACAUGAUCCAACUUGCUGAAAAGGACAAUGACACUCAACGCAAGUCACUCUUGGAGGUGAUCAAGGAGACGGUGUUGUCUCAUCUAACAAAAAAGUGCCCUCCACAUGUUCAAGUCAUUGGCCUGCUCUGUCAGACUCCCCAGAAAGAAAGCAGACAUGAAUUACUUCGUCGAGUAGCUGCAGGUGGAGGUGUCUUUAAAAGUGAGAAAGGCACAAAAGUUCAUCUUCCAGGGGCAAAUUUAAAUGAUAUAGCAAACCAGGCUGAUGAUCUUUUAGAGACAAUGGAAACCAGGCCCACUGUUCCUGAUCGGAAGCUACUGGCAAGGCUUGUUUUGGUUAGAGAGGAAGCUCGGAAUAUGAUGGGGGGUGGAAUAUUGGAUGAAAGAAAUGACCGUGGUCUAAAUACUCUCCCUGAAGCAGAGGUGAACUUUCUGACCAAGCUAGUUGCUUUGAGACCUGGAAAAAAUGUCCAAGAAAUGAUAACAAAUGUAAUGCAAGGAAAAGAUGAAGGUGCAGACAUCUCAGACAAUGGUGAGGAAGGUGCUGUUAGACCAUUAUCAGGUGGAAUUGCGGGAAGGGCCAGUGUCACAGGUAGUAGACCGCUUCCUGUGCGUCCCGGCAUGUUCCUUGAAACUGUUUCCAAGGUUCUCGGUGGUAUCUAUGCUGGAAAUGUACCUGGUAUUACAGCACAGCAUCUGGAAUGGGUUCAUCAAAAGACUCUUCAAGUUCUCCAAGAAAUGGCAUUCUAGUUUUCUGGCAGAUAACUUAUGUUCCAAUUGCAGUGCCAAGCCGUUUUCGUUAAAGUUCAG
Messenger RNA from Telopea speciosissima, 1332 nucleotides. RefSeq names its product protein PEP-RELATED DEVELOPMENT ARRESTED 1, chloroplastic. The record is from RefSeq and is a predicted model, not a curated record. Gene Ontology annotation, biological process: regulation of DNA-templated transcription. The transcript is spliced from 9 exons. Gene Ontology annotation, cellular component: chloroplast nucleoid. Lineage: Eukaryota; Viridiplantae; Streptophyta; Magnoliopsida; Proteales; Proteaceae. Bases 4 to 1272 code for a protein of 422 amino acids.